AUGGAUCUUGCUAGAUUAAAAGAGCUCCGUAAAGGGCUAAGAAUUUCCUUAACAAAACAUUUGACAAAAAUAGAGACCACAUUAGAAAUAGAAAUCACUUCGGAUGAUUAUUCGAAGGAAGAUAAGAUUGAUGAGCUUUUGAGCCUAAAAUCUCAGCUCUUAGAAAAAUUAAAAGCUGUAAUUACUCAUGAUGAAGAAAUACAAUCAAAAAUUGAAAUUGAGGAUAUGCUAGCAGAUAUAGAGACGAGUGAAGAAUAUAAAGAUAAAGUAAACGAAAGGAAAUCUAAAAGUGAAAGGCACUUGGACAUUUUAUGUGAUAGACCACGAGCGGGAGUGGGAAUUCAGAUGAAUAGGAGGAUUGAACAGGUAACUGUUGAUGCGGAGGAAAAUGUUCAAACGGCGGCUGCGGCACUUAAUAAUGUGUCGUUCAGAAGUGAAACCAGAAACGUAGUUAAACUUCUGAAAUUAAAUAUCCGAACAUUUUAUGGAGAUUGUAGUUAUUUCCUAGAUUUUUGGAAUUCUUUUGAAGUCGCGGUUCAUAAUAACGACGCAUUGUCAAAGGUGGAAAAAUUUACGUAUCUUAAAUCGUAUUUGGGAGGUGUUGCGCGUAGUGCGGUAUCAGGUUUUUCUCUGACAGAUCAAAACUACGAUGAAUCAAUAAACUUGUUAAAGGAACGGUUUGGGCGCUCAGACAUAAUAAUGUCAUCUCAUAUGCAUAAGCUUUUGCUUGUAGAUUCAGUUAAAUCAUGUGCUAAUGUAAUACGGUUGCGAAAAAUGUAUGACGCAAUAGAAGUGCAAAUAAGAUCACUAAAAUCGUUAGGCGUUGCUACAGGAACGUACGGGAAUUUAUUAUGUCCAGUAAUUCUGCAGAAAUUGCCAGAAGAAUUAAAUUUAAGUUACAAUAGGAAUCGCAAAACAAACGAAUUAUUUGACAUUACGGAUUUAGUGGAAUUUAUAAGAAUGGAAGUAGAAUGUAGGGAAACUGCGCUAAUAUUAGCUAAUCCAAAAAAUGCCAAUAUGAAGGAAUAUCCAUCACAGAACAAAAUUAACGACACAGACUCUCCGAAUAAGACAUUUUAUUCGAAUUCAAAACGAAAUGAAUAUUCUACCCAUAAAUCUACUGCUGAAGUUUUAGCUACUCAUGUUAAUGACAAUCAGCCUUGGCCUCGGAAAUUCGAACAUGAUACCAGGGGUAGUUUCAAUCAGAGACGGAACUUUAAUUCAUCAUCGUUUAAUGGGUACUUGUGUAGUCAGAAAUGUAUAUUCUGCCUUCCAAAUCAUAUGAAUCAUGAUUGCGCAUUGGGUGUUAGUGAGAAGAAAAAGGCAUUAAUGACUAAGGGUCCAGAGGCGUAG
This is a messenger RNA of Uloborus diversus, 1353 nucleotides long. RefSeq lists its product as uncharacterized. The coding region runs from base 1 to 1353 and encodes 450 amino acids. NCBI's taxonomy places the organism in Eukaryota, Metazoa, Arthropoda, Arachnida, Araneae, Uloboridae. The record is from RefSeq and is a predicted model, not a curated record. The transcript has a single exon.